UUUUUAAUCGCUCUGACAAAUCCGCUGGAUCGUGCGAACACCGAAUCGAUGAUAUUGAUGGCAUUAAAUUUGCUAACGGUUGCAUUGGAAGCCGGUGCCGAUUAUAUGCAAAGUUUCUCCCUUCUGAUGCCGCUGAUCAAGAAUGAAUUGUGUCGCGCUCUUCUACAGCUUUUGGACACUGAAAAGUUGCCAGUAUUUGCGGCAACAAAUCGAGUUUGCUUCCUGCUCUUCGAGAGCCUUCGCUCGGACCUAAAAUUCCAGCUCGAAUCGUAUUUUAUGAAGCUGAAGUCAAUUGUCACCAGCGAGCAGAGUCGAAUCAGUUACGAGCAGAAAGAAAUGGCCCUGGAAAGUAUCGUACAGCUGUGGCGUAUUGCCGGCCUUGUUACCGAGCUCUAUCUCAACUACGAUUGCAAUUUGUACUGCUCCAAUUUAUUCGAGGAUUUGACAAAGCUCCUGCUUGAAAACGCAUUUCCCGUGAUAGGCUUGCGUUCGAUCAAUCUAUUAUCACUGGAUGGUUUGCUGACUGUCAUUGAUACUAUUGAUGAUAACUGCGUGUAUAGGCAAGCCGGUAUUCAACAGAAAAACACCUCAAUGACGUUAGCUACAACCCUUUUUCUUUAUUUUUUAAAAAGGCUAGCAUAUUAG
Messenger RNA from Gongylonema pulchrum, 645 nucleotides. NCBI's taxonomy places the organism in Eukaryota, Metazoa, Nematoda, Chromadorea, Rhabditida, Gongylonematidae. The record is from the annotation of a GenBank genome assembly.